CGUGACAGUCGCGGUUUCACCACAUUCUCGAGCAGUCAGUCAAAGCAGCGGACAGUAAAAAGAAGCGGACGAGCAGCGUUGCGGAUUUACAGAAUAAACAGUGGAGCUUAUAACACACACGUCCCGCCAGCUUAUAAAGCGUCACCAUGUCCAGUGAGGUGCAGCCGAGGCCGGACGACAGCCCCAACACCAGUGGGGGGAGUUCGGACGCCGAGCAGAGGGAGGCGGCUCCUCCGGAGCAGCCGGGCCCCGAGCAACGGGACCAGGCCCAGCCCAAAAAGAAGGAGGCCAAAAUCUCCAGUAAGACCGCUGCCAAGCUCUCCACCAGUGCCAAGAGAAUCCAGAAGGAGCUGGCAGAGAUCACCUUGGACCCACCGCCGAACUGCAGCGCCGGCCCUAAAGGAGACAACAUCUACGAGUGGAGGUCCACCAUCCUGGGCCCUCCAGGCUCCGUGUACGAGGGGGGAGUGUUCUUCCUGGACAUCGCCUUCACACCAGACUACCCCUUCAAACCACCCAAGGUGACGUUCCGUACGAGGAUCUACCACUGCAACAUCAACAGUCAGGGCGUGAUCUGUCUGGACAUCCUGAAGGACAACUGGAGUCCCGCCCUCACCAUCUCCAAGGUCCUACUGUCCAUCUGCUCCCUGCUCACUGACUGCAACCCAGCUGACCCUCUGGUUGGAAGCAUCGCCACACAGUACACAACAAACAGACCCGAACACGACAGGAUAGCCAAACAGUGGACCAAACGCUACGCCACAUAGAGCCGCUGCUGAUUGGACGACCCGGGAGGCGGAUUUGUUUUUAAUCUUGGAACUGAAGUCUUCAAUCCUGACAUUAUGUUGUUUAUUGUAUUUUAAGUUAUCCUUUGACUAUAAUCAGAUCUGGCAGUAGCACAUUUAGCGUCUUUGACUAGUUCGCCCGUGCUCGACGACGGGCAUUAAUACUUAACUAGAUGAAACGUGUCAGCAUGAUUCCCAGUCAGUGGUGUCAGUGUAAAUUUCCACUUGUAUUAAACUUCCAGUUAGUGUUGCGAGCUGCAGCCGUCGUUCACAGGCUGCACGUCUCAGUAUUUGUGUGCUGCUGAGAAUAAAGAGAAGCUAACGUUUACCAGCAUUUCUGCUUCAGCUCAUCCACAUAUUGAAGUGACCGUCUGACGGUUUUCUGUCACAGCGAGCAGCCACUCACACUGGGAUAACUGCGCUGGGACCCGAGGGCCGCGCUCAGACUUAGAGGAAGUUGUUUCCACAUGUAGACGUGUUUAGAUGGAUGUGGUUUGUGUUCUGUACCGAUGAAGAGCAGCACUGUUUCUCCCUUUAAGGAUUAAACAUGACCAACCAAAGC
Neolamprologus brichardi is the source of this 1347-nucleotide messenger RNA. NCBI's taxonomy places the organism in Eukaryota, Metazoa, Chordata, Actinopteri, Cichliformes, Cichlidae. The record is from RefSeq and is a predicted model, not a curated record.